Liolophura sinensis is the source of this 935-nucleotide messenger RNA. Its product is annotated as histone H2A. The record is from RefSeq and is a predicted model, not a curated record. The transcript has a single exon. Bases 242 to 619 code for a protein of 125 amino acids. NCBI's taxonomy places the organism in Eukaryota, Metazoa, Mollusca, Polyplacophora, Chitonida, Chitonidae. Gene Ontology annotation, cellular component: nucleosome. Gene Ontology annotation, molecular function: structural constituent of chromatin; protein heterodimerization activity; DNA binding.
AAACCCCAACCCCGACAGCCUGUAUCCACAAGGCUUUGUUCCUGAACAGUUUUGCGCCUAAAAGCGCGGACCUUUCAGAGAGCCACGGUCAUCGACUAACACGGCUCAGGGAUUGGUCGCCCGCCAAAACCUGCCUAAAAAUAGCAGAAUCCUCCUCGGCAGUAUAAAAGCGCUGACUAAACGCGCAAGCCAGUUAUUAUUGAGAUCUGUCUCCGUACACUCGACUAGCACAGCAAGCAUCAUGUCUGGACGUGGUAAAGGCGGUAAAGUCAAGGGAAAGAGCAAGACUCGCUCAUCCCGCGCUGGACUCCAGUUCCCCGUCGGACGUAUCCACCGUCUGUUGAGAAAGGGCAACUACGCCGAGCGAGUGGGAGCCGGAGCUCCUGUCUAUCUGGCUGCCGUGCUCGAAUACCUGGCUGCCGAAGUUCUCGAGUUGGCAGGAAACGCCGCCCGUGACAACAAGAAAUCCAGAAUUAUUCCUCGACAUCUCCAGCUGGCCGUCCGAAACGAUGAGGAAUUGAACAGGCUCCUGUCCGGCGUCACCAUCGCCCAAGGAGGUGUCUUGCCCAACAUCCAGGCUGUCCUCCUGCCCAAGAAGACCCAGAAGGCCGGCAAAUAAGCGCCCAGAACACCGACUGUCUGUCAGGACACUAUCCAUCCAACGGCCCUUUUCAGGGCCAACCAAUUCUUCCCGAAAGAACCUUUUCCAUCUAAGCACUUGUAAAGCAAUCCCAUGCACUCACUUUUACGUACAUGUCUAUACGUACAUAUGUGUGCAUAAACGUGUGCAUGUGUAUAUGUAUGCAGGAUCUCAACGUACGUUCCCACGUGCACAUUCCUGUAUGUCUUCGUGUAAGCAAUUGGCACGUUCUUCCGACAUUCUUUGAAAAAAUUAAUCCGUUACAUUUAAUAUAACACACAUGUGUACACACACA